CAAAUUGAAACGGGCGUGGAAUUGAGCGGUUAGUUUGCGAGAAGAGCGAGUGCUGUUACUGUCUCUGCUUGCUAUGGCUAAUAAGCAGAUCUACUAUUCCGACAAGUAUUUUGAUGAGCAGUACGAGUAUCGACAUGUGAUGCUGCCAAGAGAACUUUCAAAGCAAGUACCAAAAACUCAUCUAACGUCUGAAGAGGAAUGGAGACGACUUGGUGUUCAGCAAAGUCUUGGCUGGGUUCACUACAUGAUCCAUGAGCCAGAGCCACAUAUUCUUCUCUUCAGAAGACCUCUUCCAAAGGAUGAGCAAAAAUGAACUGCCUUCUAGAAAUCUCCUAUGUCUUCUGGAGCUUUAUGUGUAUGAGUGUGUAUAUAUAUGUUGGUAGUAUUCAGUGAAUACUUGAAAGUGUACAAAACAUAUAUCCAUACCCGUGCAUGAGCUGUAUUAUUUACAGCAACAAACCUCAGUCAAAUGCAAUUCCAAGUAGGCUGCUAUGAUAUUCAAGGAUUAAUGAAGUUAUCUUUAAUGUCAUUGCCUAUUUGACUUUUCAUUUAAUUUAAGUUUACAUAUUGCACGUUCUGACUAGAUAAUCACUUGUUACCUGUAUUCAGUAACUUUCACAUUUAUCUCUUCUAAUAAAUAGUUUAGCAUGUUCAAAUCCAA
Messenger RNA from Harpia harpyja (harpy eagle), 661 nucleotides. RefSeq names its product cyclin-dependent kinases regulatory subunit 2-like. Gene Ontology annotation, biological process: regulation of mitotic cell cycle. The transcript is spliced from 3 exons. Gene Ontology annotation, cellular component: SCF ubiquitin ligase complex; cyclin-dependent protein kinase holoenzyme complex. Gene Ontology annotation, molecular function: ubiquitin binding; cyclin-dependent protein serine/threonine kinase activator activity; histone binding. Bases 74 to 313 code for a protein of 79 amino acids. NCBI's taxonomy places the organism in Eukaryota, Metazoa, Chordata, Aves, Accipitriformes, Accipitridae. The record is from RefSeq and is a predicted model, not a curated record.